Cyclopterus lumpus (lumpfish) is the source of this 2339-nucleotide messenger RNA. It is a transcript of the gene slc7a11, whose product is annotated as solute carrier family 7 member 11. Lineage: Eukaryota; Metazoa; Chordata; Actinopteri; Perciformes; Cyclopteridae. Gene Ontology annotation, cellular component: membrane. The transcript has 12 exons. The record is from RefSeq and is a predicted model, not a curated record. The coding region runs from base 124 to 1614 and encodes 496 amino acids. Gene Ontology annotation, molecular function: L-amino acid transmembrane transporter activity. Gene Ontology annotation, biological process: amino acid transmembrane transport.
GUCACACAGCCUGAGUGGUUCCAGGCUGCACCAGAGGGACAGCUCCCUGGUGAAAUACACUUUGACUCCAUUCCAAGGGAGACGGACUUUGUGUGGUUUGGAGUGUUAGGAAGGGUUUCAAAAAUGACCAAGCGGUCGACACCUUCUCAAAAAGACGGAAAGGGCGAAGUAAGUGGACACAAAGUUUCCCAAAAUGAGACCCUGCUGGACGGGGACGACAGGAAGGUGGAACUGGGGAAGAAGGUGACCCUGCUCCGAGGGAUCUCCAUCAUCAUCGGCACCAUCAUCGGAGCUGGGAUCUUCAUCUCUCCAAAGGGCAUCCUGAAGCACUCAGGUAGUGUCGGGAUGUCCCUCAUCGUGUGGAUCGCCUGCGGUGUGCUGUCACUCUUUGGAGCCCUGUCCUACGCUGAACUGGGGACUUGUAUUAAGAAGUCUGGUGGCCACUACACAUAUAUACUGGAAGCCUUUGGACCUCAGGUGGCCUUCAUAAGACUAUGGGCUGAACUCAUUGCUAUAAGGCCUGCAGCGACGGCAGUCAUCUCUCUGGCCUUUGGUCAGUACAUCCUGGAGCCUCUGUUCAUGCCCUGUGGUAUUCCCCCUAUGGCUGUCAAACUGGCCACCACCAUCGGCAUAACUUCUAUUAUGUACCUGAACAGUAUGAGCGUGACAUGGACAGCCAGGAUACAAAUCUUCCUCACCUUCAGCAAGCUGCUGGCUAUCAGCAUCAUCAUAGUACCUGGAAUGUACCAGCUCUUUAAGGGAGAGACCAGGAACUUUGAGAAUGCCUUUGAGCUGAACAAUGCGAAGCUGUCUGAAAUGCCACUUGCCUUCUACUCCGGGAUGUAUGCAUACUCUGGGUGGUUCUAUUUGAACUUUUUGACAGAGGAGGUAGAUAACCCUGAGCGGACUAUGCCAUUAGCAAUCUAUAUCUCCAUGGCGAUUGUGACUUUCUGCUACGUGCUGACCAAUGUGGCAUACUACACUGUGAUGUCAGCAGACGAGAUCCUGGCCUCAGAUGCAGUCGCUGUGACCUUUGCAGAGAAGAUGAUGGGGAACUUCUCGAUAGUGGUGCCGGUUUUUGUGGCCUUGUCCUGCUACGGAUCCAUGAAUGGUGGUGUCUUUGCCAUAUCCAGGAUGUUCUUCGUUGCAUCCCGAGAAGGACAGCUCCCUGAGAUUUUGUCUAUGAUCCACGUCCGCAGGCACACUCCAUUGGCUGCUGUCCUCAUACUGUACCCCAUCACCAUUCUCCAGGUGUUUGUGGGAGACAUCUACAGCCUGUUGAACUUCAUGAGCUUCCUGCGGUGGCUGUUCAUCGGUCUGGUGGUGUUGGGCCUAAUCUACCUCCGAUAUACAAAACCUGACCUGCCCCGCCCCUUUAAGGUGCCGCUCUUCAUCCCAGUGGUGUUCUCCCUCACGUGUUUCUUCAUGGUCUUUCUGUCUCUGUACUCGGACCCGGUCAACACAGGGAUUGGAUUUGCCAUUUCCCUCACUGGCAUCCCUGCCUACUAUAUCUUCAUUUACUUUAAGCACAAACCAAAGUGGCUUCAGAGGGCUUUAGAUUCCUUCAACAGAACCUUGCAGAUCAUCCUGGUUGUGGUCCCUGCUGAGCAGUAAAGGUUCAGAUCAUCACCUCCUUGGUCCAAUGUAUCACACAUACAUGUAUAUACUGAGCUGAUCUCUAGCUCUCUAAAACUCAUUUAGACAUGAAUGUAUCUGCUGAAUGUGAGUGAGUUAACGUAAUGUGUUUUAAUGACUAAUAAAGACUUGGGAGUAUUAUGAUUGUUUUUGUCACCGUAAAUGCCAUCUGAUCACCCUUUUCUUCUCAACAACUACUAACUGUGAGUCUGAACAGAGGAAGUUCCUCCACAGUAUUCAACAAAUGUCUGGACUAAUGUGAUUUUAUCAGAAUAUGAUUCUUUAUACAAAAGUCAAAGUAAAGUCUAAGCAACCACAGACUCAAGUGUGUUAUUUCCGUAGCUUAAUCAUUGUUUGGUGGUAGUAUCAUAUCAUGUUGUUGGUUCAGACUUGGAUCCAGUUGCAACACCAAACCUUGCUCCAUGGCUAACAAAUCUAACCUUGAGCCUAUCCUUGCUUUUUUUAACUGUGUUAUGUGUGUGCUGGGAAUCAACAUUUUUAAUUUCCUUCAGAGAAACCAACUCUUACACAUGAUAUCUAUUGUACUUCUGUCCAUCCUGAUAGAGGGAUCCUCCUAUGUUGUUCUCCCUGUUGUUUUUUUGGGGGAUGUCGUAUGUGGACAGAUUGUAAAGCCCUCCGAGGCAAAUUUGUGUUUUUGGGCCAUACUAUAUUCAUUAAAUUGAAUUAAAUGUCUUUAAGUAUUC